UCUGUGAUUGGUCGAAAUGAGAGGGGUUCUCAACCCGAAGAGAUCCGCCUGCACGAGAAAAUAAAAGAAAUAUAAUAACAUCGGGAAAUGAUCUAAAAUCCGACUUGAAGAUCUUCAGAGCUUUGACUGAAAUAAAGACAAUUCACUUGGGAUCUAAUAUUGUUUGACCCCUCCUGGACCAUUUGGGGGAGAGGAUGGCGAAUUUAGUGAGAAACAUCUUCAAAUAUUCAAGGGAUUAUUUGAGGUCAUCCUAUCGACUUGUCCAUAACGAUGUCAAUAAGGAUAAAGUGGAGACACAGAUACAGAAGGAUGAUGAUGAUUUUUCAAGAAGAAAUUACACCAAGCCAACAGACACCCAGUCCCCUCGCAUCGUUAAUUUCUUCGAGGAUAGUCCCUCAACGAAGACAACCUCCUCUGACACUUGGACAUAUCGAAGUCAAGAGCUUCCCAAACCCGAUCUACCCUCCAAAAACUAUUUAGUAAGAGAAUUAAGACAAGACACCCAGAAUUUACGAACUGGAAUUAACGAGAACCGUUCGCGGGAGCAGUCCAAUGCAAACCUAACGAACCUCUUAAUUGAGAUUAAAUCGGCUCUGGAGGAAAUUAAAAGACGAGAGGUCCAGACCAAUACAGUAGCAAAUAUCCCCAGCACGUAUCUCGGCCAUUUGAGGAUGAUGAUUGUGAAGAAUGAGAGAGAAGAUAGGGAAAAACGAAGAUUAAAUAUUCUUAUCAUUGGGCUGAGUGUUCUCGAGGAAGACGUGACGUCCAGGGUUUCAGAGUUACUGGAGAAGCACUUGAACCUAUAUGACUGUGUGGCAUCUGCUCGAGUGAUGGGGAAAAAUAAUAAUGUUGUGCUGGUGCAACUGAAAAGCGCAGAGGCCAAGGCUGAGAUCCAGAAGAAUCAGGCGGUUCUUAAGCCCAUGGGAAUCAAAAUUCGUCCGGAUUUGACUGCUGGGCAGAGGUUUCUCCACAGGAGACUCCGGGAAAUCGGAUUGGAAGCCAUGAAGCUGGGAAAAUCUGUCAAAUUUGGAUAUAUGUGGAUUCGAAUUGAUGAUGUCAAGUAUUAUUGGAACUACAGGACUGAUUCCCUUCAGCCUCAGAGAUCUGGGAAUGAAUGGAACUCGUGAGAGACAUUAGGGUUUUCGCGACCUCGUCUGGCCUGAUGUUAGAAAAUUUAUUUAUUGCAGUUAAUUGAGGUACCACCGGGAUUCGUUAUUUUUUAUUAAUUUAUUUGCAGAUUUAUCUGCGAACGAAUGAGUUAAUUAGAGCAUCGAAUAAAUGAAAUCCACAGUACAGCUCUCGAAUUGGUGAAUUAUAGAAAAAAAUAAUUUUUAACGAAAUUGUCUCAUUUGUGUCUUAUAUUUUUAACAGCCGAUGGCUGGAACAAAUUUCGAUAUUUAAUUCGUGGCAGAAUAUCUUCAUUACUGAAAAUAAUUUCGGAUGUUUCGCUCUGUAAAAAGUAUAAACUUAUACAGUGGAAAAUAAAGUAUUAUUUGAAUUUUGUUCA
Diachasmimorpha longicaudata is the source of this 1507-nucleotide messenger RNA. RefSeq lists its product as uncharacterized. The record is from RefSeq and is a predicted model, not a curated record. The transcript is spliced from 3 exons. NCBI's taxonomy places the organism in Eukaryota, Metazoa, Arthropoda, Insecta, Hymenoptera, Braconidae. Bases 195 to 1127 code for a protein of 310 amino acids.